This is a messenger RNA of Cynoglossus semilaevis (tongue sole), 2866 nucleotides long. Its product is annotated as centriolar coiled-coil protein of 110 kDa. Lineage: Eukaryota; Metazoa; Chordata; Actinopteri; Pleuronectiformes; Cynoglossidae. Gene Ontology annotation, cellular component: centriole. Gene Ontology annotation, biological process: centriole replication; ciliary basal body organization; negative regulation of centriole elongation. The record is from RefSeq and is a predicted model, not a curated record.
CAAAAGGAAAAAAAAGCUCUUUGCGGUCGCGCUGUGUGACGUCAGACGCCGAAACAGUUUGCUGCACGCUUAAAAAAAACACAGGUGAACGACGUUUUUCUUUAAGGGCUGCUCGACCUGGUCCGGUUGGACAACUGGGAUAGAAAGAUAUGCCAGGAUUCCUGCGCAUGGAGACCAGGUUGAAGUUGUCCAGUGUUGAAGUGCACAAAAUUGAUCAUCCUGAAGCUCUUCAACAUGCUCAAGGCUACAUGGUGUGUGUCUCUUCUCCGAGGUGUGGAUGUGUGGGACCAGAGAUGGAGAGCUAUGAGGAGUUCUGCCUGCGGAGUCUGACCAUUCUGCAGGAGCAGAGGAAAUUUAAGAAGAUGACAUGUGAACCACCAUGUUCUCUGAAAGCUUGCUCUGUCAUUCGAUUUUAUGGGAGAGCUGUGCUUUCACCACUGCUCAGUGAAGAGCGGCGCACUGAGAUGUGUGACCACAGAGAAAGAGCAGUCCAGCGGGAAGUGGAUCGACAGAACCAACAGAGGAACAAGCUUUUAGCUCAAGUCCAGGACAUCCUGGACCAAUCUGAGACAAACACAUUUCAGAUUGGACAAGUCCAGAAGCAGCAAACCUGUAAAUCUCCAGUAAACAGCUACACUUUGGUGACUGACUUGCCUGGACCUCCGUUUAACCCCGGUUUUGAGCUUCAGAAAAAUGAUUUGCCCCCUACCACACAUUCUGUGACCCCCACACUCAAUAGUUUCAGCACACUAGAGAAAGUUAAGAUGAGGAAAGAAGAGAAAAGUGAAGAUGAAGAAGAAGAAGAAGAGGAGGAGGAGGAGGAGGACGACGACGUAAUCAGUCUGGAUAGUCUUCUUAAAAAAUCCAGACCAUAUUUGAAGAAAGAGCAGAGUCAGCAGGGGUCAAAGGUCAACCAAACGGCCAACACUGAGUCUAUCUGUGACAGUGAGAAUAAAAGAUUAAGUCCUGUUGGAAAUUCAGGCGUUGAGUUUGGAUUCAGUCUACAUCAUAGUCCUGCUGGCACACCUCAGACUGAGACCCCACAGCAAACUUUGUUUGAACCCAGCAUCCAACACACAGACAGUCUUGUACCAUGUCUUCCAGACCGAUAUGCUCGUCUACCUAGUCCAGAGUUUAGCAUUAGUCCGUGCGUAAGAAGACGCAAACCACGACCAGUUUCUACAGGCAACAUCCAUAUUUCAUUUCCCAUCACCCCUGAAGACCUCAUCCCACGAAGCCCAGGUAGAUCGGGAGAAGGAGCUUGCAUGGCAGACUGGGGAGAAACCAAAAUGUUUUCAGAGUACUGGGACACAUGGGAAAGUGAAAGUGGGUGUGGUUUCAGCAGUGGUUUAGCCAAUCAUCGAAGCAGUAAUAACGUUACAAGUUCUCCUCGUGAGGGCUGUAGCCCAGUCAGUACCACAGUGCCCAGCCCCAUGGUGCACCACAACCAUCCUGCUGCUGGUUUCCGCCGGCGCUGCCACACUAUGGACAGUCAGUUACAUAACAUCUACCCUGAAGAUGAGCAUAUAGACCGCAGCCAGGAGAGACUCCCACGUUUCAUGGCAGGAGUCACUUUGUUGGGAACAAAUCGCCGUUCCUCUGCAGUCCCCUUAAACCAGUCAUAUGUGAUAGAAAAUCCUUCACCGUCUCUAAUGAGGCCCCACAUAACUACAGAUACAGCUCAUGUUCCAGUCAAGAUGGCGUCUGAAGAUGUUCAAGGGGCAGACAAUGGAAGGAUGGCUUCAAAAGUGCUCACAAAUGCAACUGAAACACAAGCAGGCAAUUUGGAGCAGCCCCAGAGGCGAGCACAUGCUCUAGAGGACAUGCAAAGACGACUGGAGGAGGAGCAUGCUAUGCAGAUGUCGCUGCUUUUGGCAGAGCAGGAGAAAGAGCAACAGUGCCUCCGUCUGGAAUUGGAGGAAACAGGGAGGAAACUGAAGGAGCAGGCAUGUGUGCGACCUCUAAGUGCAGACAGUUAUGGGUGGAGUCUGAAGACAGGAAGUGACAGCUGUCCUUCCAUCAGCCCCUGUUUCCCAGGUUUAAGUCCUACCCGCACACCCUCAGAGCAGUCGUCUGGACACAGCUUAGGGUUUCCAAGCCCCAUCAGUCCUGGUGCGUGUCCUUCUGUCCAGCCUCCAGUUUAUAUCUGGGGCUCGGCCCGAGCAGGUGGUAAACCUCGAGGAAGGCUAAGUUUGGUCCUGACAGCAGAUCAGCAGAGGACUUUCAGUCGGAUCGCGGCUGUGACUCGUGGUUUCCUCACACGCAGGCUGCUCCAGACAGACAAGAUCAAACAGCUGCGACAAACCAUAGUGGACACACAGGAGUUCAUCCGUUCAUUCCACAGUGAUGGUCCGCAGAAGAAAAGCAGCUUCACAGCUCAAGACCUCUCCCUACAGGAGAGAGUUAAAGCCCAGUUAAGGGCAGCUCUUUAUGACAUCCACGACAUCUUCUUUGAGAUGCCUCUGGAGGAUCGAUUAGCUCUGCUGCAGCAGGACAGGGAGAUGCGAACAGAGAGGAAGCUGCGAGACUUGGACAAAAAUAAGAGCUCCAAGGAGAGAGUGGUUCUGUCUGCUGCCACACAGAGGUCACUGGACAGAAAAAAGCGGGUCAGUGAUUCCUCAGCACAGUCCAAGAAGAUGCAUGUGAAGCCCAAAAGCCCAACAACUAACAGAGUCCUGAAGCCGAGUCAGUGCCAAAAUUCUCCGGUCCUGGGCCAACUGAACCGCCAAGGGAGCUGGAACAGAAAGACCCCAGAGGAGAGAGUGAAGCGCUCGGAGAACCUGAAGAAGCAGCACUCCCUGGGUUAACAGGUGACUCCAGGUGACCUGACCUGUGAACUUGAAGUUUUACUUCUUUUUUUUUUUUU